Messenger RNA from Rhea pennata, 876 nucleotides. RefSeq names its product olfactory receptor 6N2-like. Gene Ontology annotation, cellular component: membrane. The record is from RefSeq and is a predicted model, not a curated record. NCBI's taxonomy places the organism in Eukaryota, Metazoa, Chordata, Aves, Rheiformes, Rheidae. Gene Ontology annotation, biological process: G protein-coupled receptor signaling pathway. Gene Ontology annotation, molecular function: olfactory receptor activity.
AUGAGAACAACCAACCAGAGCAAAGUAACUGGAUUUAUAAUAAUGAGAUUCCCAAAUCUUCAGGAACUGCAUACCUUCUUCUUCCUACUGCUGCGCAUCUACCUCUUCAUCUUCUUUGGAGAUACUGUAAUUUUCACAAUCAUUAAGCUAGAUGCUCAACUUCAUACUCUAAUGUACUUUUUCGUCUGCAUUUUAUCUUUUUUGGAAAUCUGCUAUAUAGCAACAACAGUCCUCAAAAUGCUUUCAAACUUAUGCAGUGGACAAAAAGGCACUUCCUUUACUGGAUGCCUUUUACAAAUGUACUUCUUCAAUUCUUUUCAAGCCACAAAAUGUUACCUGCUUACAGCAAUGUGCUAUGAUAGAUAUUUAGCAAUCUGAAAACCACUAGAUUGUCAUACCAUCAUGAGCACAAAAAUGCAUUUUCAGAUAAUUGCUGGAUGCUGGAUUUGUGGCUUCAUCUGUCCGGUUACUGUGGUAAUCUUGGUCUCCAAACUUCCUUUCUGUAGUCCCAAUAAAAUUCAACAUAUCUUUUGUGACUUCCCCCAGCUGUUGAAACAUGCCUGCACAGACACUAACACAAGCAUCCUGGUAGAUUUUGCAAUAAAUUCUGUCAUAAUAUUGGUGACAUUUCUCUUUAUCAUGCUGUCUUAUGCCAAGAUUUUAAAAAAUGUACUAAAAGCACAAAGCAAGGCCUUUUCCACUUGUGUGUCUCACUUGAUUGUAGUUCUGUUAUUUUUUGGUGGUAUUAUAUUUAUGUACAUACGACUCAACAAAAGUUAUUCCUUAGAUUACGACAGAGUAUUUGCUGUGAUUUAUUCUGUCGUGACUCUUCUGGUGAAUCUAAUCACUUAUAGUCUGAGGAACAAAAGAUAUUGA